This is a messenger RNA of Lathyrus sativus (Indian pea), 3603 nucleotides long. The record is from the annotation of a GenBank genome assembly. NCBI's taxonomy places the organism in Eukaryota, Viridiplantae, Streptophyta, Magnoliopsida, Fabales, Fabaceae.
AUGAUGUUAUCAGCUUCACCGUCUUCUCUUGCGAGAAGCUCUUUGGAAGAGAUGCUUGAAUCUCUUCGCCAGAGAGACGAAAGUGAGAAGCCGAAAGACCUGCCGCCGGCAUUGCCAGCUAGGCCGAUGUCGAGAGGUAGGUUGCCGCCGGCGAGAAGGUCUUUGCCUAAAAGCUUUAAGGUGGAUGGAGAUGGUGAGAAGGAAGUGGGGCAUAAGAGGAAAGGCAGUUUUGGGAACAAGAAGUUAAUGUUGGAUGUUGAAUCUCCUUAUGUGGUUGUUUCAGAAGAGAAUUGUGUUAGUGAACAUCCUUCGCCUCGUCCUGUUUUUUUGAUUCCGGUGGAUGAUUCUUCUGUUGCGUCCGUGGCUCCGCCUUCGCCGGAAGUGGAGGAGAAUGACAAUGUUUCUUAUUUCAUCAAAAAGAAACUUCAUGUUUGGUGUAGGCAACCAAAAGGGAAGUGGGGUCUGGGAAGAAUACAGUCAACUUCAGGAGAACAAGCAAAUGUUUCACUCUCAAAUGGAGAAAUUAUGAAAGUGGCUAGAACAGAGCUCCUACCGGCUAAUCCUGAUAUUUUAGAGGGUGUGGAUGAUCUUAUACAGCUCAGCUAUUUGAACGAGCCCUCAGUUCUUCACAAUCUUCAGUUUAGAUAUUCUCAAGAUAUGAUAUAUAGUAAAGCAGGGCCGAUUUUAAUUGCAUUCAAUCCCUUCAAAGAUGUACAGAUUUACGCAAACGAGUAUGUCUCUGCUUAUAGAAAUAAGACUCUUGAUAGUCCUCACGUUUAUGCCAUGGUAGAUGCAGCUUAUAAUGAGAUGAUAGGAGAUGAAGUAAAUCAGUCCAUUAUCAUAAGUGGCGAGAGUGGAGCUGGGAAAACCGAAACAGCGAAAAUUGCGAUGCAAUACUUAGCUGCUCUUGGUGGUGGAAGCUGUGGGAUAGAAAAUGAAGUUCUUCAGACAAAUGUUAUACUAGAAGCUUUUGGCAAUGCAAAAACAUCUAGGAAUGACAACUCUAGCAGAUUUGGGAAGUUGAUUGAAAUUCAUUUCAGCGCAACAGGAAAAAUGUGCGGGGCUAAAAUUCAAACCUUUCUAUUAGAAAAGUCAAGAGUUGUUCAACUGGCUGAUGGCGAGAGGUCUUAUCACAUAUUUUAUCAACUUUGUGCCGGAUCUUCACCUGAUAUUAAAGCGAGAUUAAAUCUUAGAGCGGCCAGUGAAUAUAAGUAUCUAAAUCAGAGUGACUGCAUGACAAUUGAUUGGGUUGACGAUGCGAAAAAGUUUCAUAGGCUGAAGAAAGCACUGGAUGUCGUUCAAAUGUGCAAUGAGGAUCAAGAGCGAGCCUUUAAAAUGAUUGCUGCGAUAUUGUGGCUGGGAAAUAUAACAUUCCUAGAUAAUGAUAAUGAAAAUCACAUUGAAGUGGUGAAUGAUGAAGCUGUAAGCAAUGCUGCUUCCCUGAUGGGUGUCAGUUCUCAGGAGCUAAUAACAGUAUUAUCUACACGUAAAAUUCAAGCUGGCAAGGAUACUAUCACCAAACCACUGACAUUACGACAGGCAAUUGAUGCAAGAGAUGCAUUAGCAAAAUUCAUCUAUGCAAACUUAUUUGACUGGCUUGUAGAACAAGUUAACAAGUCACUUGAAGUUGGUAAAAGACGAACUGGGAGAUCCAUAAGUAUCCUUGAUAUUUAUGGGUUUGAGUCAUUCCAGAAAAACAGCUUUGAACAGCUUUGCAUAAACUAUGCCAAUGAGAGGCUUCAACAACAUUUCAAUCGGCAUCUGUUUAAAUUGGAGCAGCAGGACUAUGAAAUAGAUGGCGUUGAUUGGACCAAAGUAGAUUUUGAAGACAAUCAAGAGUGUUUGGAUCUCUUUGAAAAGAAGCCUAUUGGGUUACUCUCUCUGUUGGACGAGGAAUCAAAUUUCCCAAGGGCCACUGAUCUAACACUUGCCAACAAACUUAGGCAGCACCUGCAAUCUAAUCCUCGCUUUAAAGGGGAAUGGGGAAAGGGUUUCAGUGUUUGUCAUUAUGCAGGAGAGGUCGUGUAUGAUACAAAUGGCUUUCUAGAAAAGAACAGAGAUCCAAUGCCUUCUGAUUCUAUUCAACUACUAUCAUCAUGUAGUUGUGAACUGCUGCAGUCAUUCUCCAAGACGCUUAACCUGUCUCAGAAGCAAUCAAAUUCUCAGCACGUAGGUGCUUUAGAUUCACAAAAGCAGAGUGUUGGCACAAAGUUCAAGGGUCAAUUAUUCAAGUUGAUGCAUCAGUUGGAGAGCACGACGCCUCACUUUAUUCGUUGUAUAAAGCCAAAUGCAAAGCAACUUCCUGGCAUAUAUGAUGAAGAUCUUGUUAUCCAGCAGCUCAAGUGUUGUGGAGUUUUGGAGGUUGUUAGGAUUUCAAGGGCCGGAUAUCCUACUCGAAUGACACAUCAAGAGUUUGCCCAAAGAUAUGGCUUUCUGCUAUAUGAGGCUUACAUAUCUCAAGAUCCGCUGAGUGUCUCGGUUGCUGUUUUGCAACAAUUUAAUAUCCCUCCUGAAAUGUACCAAGUUGGCUUCACCAAACUGUAUCUUCGAACAGGGCAGGUUGGUGCACUCGAGGAUAAGCGAAAACAUGUUUUGCAGGGUAUACUCGAAGUUCAAAAAUGUGCUCGCGGUCAUCAAGCUCGCAGUCAUUACAAUAAACUUAAGAAUGGAGUGACAACUUUACAAUCAUUUGUUCGUGGAGAAAUUGCGAGAAGAAAAUAUGGUGUUAUGGUGAAGUCUUCUAUAACUAUUUCUUCUGAAAAUAUGGAGGAAAUACAGGCUAUCAUAACACUACAAUCUGUAAUCCGUGGGUGGUUGGUUCGAAAGCAUGAUAGUAGAUUUGAUAAGUUUAGGAAAUAUCGUGAGAAUGGAAAAUGUAGGCGAAGAUCGCGUUCAAAGAUUCCAGAAGACAAGGACGCAUCGAAAGAUCGGGUCCAAAACCUGCCUUCGGCUUUAGCAGAACUCCAAAAGCGGGUUGCCAAGGCCGAAGCAACUAUAGAGCAAAAAGAAGAGGAAAACGCCGAGUUGAGGGAACAGCUAAAACAAUUUGAGAAAAGGUGGAUUGAAUACGAGAAGAAGAUGAAAACAAUGGAGGAAAUGUGGCAAAGACAAAUGUCAUCUUUGCAAAUGAGUCUUGCCGCAGCCAGAACCAGCCUUGCAUCUGAGAAUGUGAAUGCUCAACCUUCAAGACAUGACGUUGCAUCACCUAUGCCUUUCUGUUAUGAUUCUGAGGACGCCACGUCGAUGGGAUCUCGAACGCCUCGAACGCCUGGUUGCAGCACACCUUUGAAAUAUUCUACCAGUCUUUCUGAUGUGAGAGCAACAAUGAGAGAUGGUCACGGUACUUUAAGCAAUCUGAUGAGAGAGUUCGAGCAGCGCAAACAGACAUUCGAUGACGAUGCAAGAGCUUUGGUUGAGGUUAAAUCAACAGGUCAUUCGAAUUCCAUUGAUGAACUGCGGAAACUGAAACACGUGUUUGAAGGGUGGAAGAAAGAUUACAAGAUUAGAUUAAGGGAGACAAAAGCAAGAAUAAAAUUAGGGAAUUCGGAAAUGGAAAAAAAUCGGCGAAAAUGGUGGGGGAAAUUGAGCUAUAGAGCACUAUAA